Messenger RNA from Astyanax mexicanus (Mexican tetra), 2220 nucleotides. It is a transcript of the gene slc51a, whose product is annotated as solute carrier family 51 subunit alpha. NCBI's taxonomy places the organism in Eukaryota, Metazoa, Chordata, Actinopteri, Characiformes, Acestrorhamphidae. Gene Ontology annotation, biological process: transport. The coding region runs from base 320 to 1297 and encodes 325 amino acids. The transcript has 8 exons. The record is from RefSeq and is a predicted model, not a curated record. Gene Ontology annotation, molecular function: transporter activity.
CACAGCGCCCCACAGCGAUCUGCUGAAGCGGCUGGAGUUUGGAGGACUGCAAACAAGUGUUUGGGUGCUUUUUAUCUGGGUGGUUGUGUUGGUUUCAGAAGCGCUGGUUAUCGGAUUAAACACGGUGCAGGACUGUGAUUCAGAUCAGAAGGAGGGGACUGCCUGUAUCUUGUGGGCGGCGCACAGAUUUUGGGGGUGGGUGUGGGAGCUGUAAAAACAUCCACCUCGCUGCUUUAGGAGCUGAACUUGAGCUCUGCCGCUUCAUGCUGCUGCUGGAACUGUGGAUUCUUAACUUUACGGAGUUUACAGAGGACUGAAGAUGGACGCGACCAACAGGAGCAUGGACCCGAGCUGCAGGCAGGAGCCGCCCCUGGCCAUAGACAUCAUUCUGCAGCUGGACAUUUUUGGGAUAGUCCUGUACUCUGUCCUGACCUUCAUGGCUGCAGUUUCUAUGCUUAUAUACAUUGAGGAGUGUAUCUACAUCUACAGAAAAAUACCCUCCCACAAGAAGAGCAUCAUCAUCUGGGUAAAUGGAGCGGCACCGGUAAUUGGUACAAUGUCCUGUUUGGGCAUGUGGAUACCAAGGGCCACGAUGUUCACAGACAUGACCUCAGCCACGUACUUUGCCAUUGUGGUGUUUAAAUUCCUCAUCCUGAUGAUCGAGGAGUGCGGUGGAGACGAAGCGUUUCUCAAACGCUCAGCGAAUAAGACCUUCAGGAUCAGCACUGGACCCUGCUGCUGCUGCUGCCCAUGCCUGCCAAACGUGCAAGUCAAUAGACGGUCUUUGUUCAUGCUGAAACUUGGAGCCUUCCAGUUUGCUAUCCUGAAGGUGGUCUUUACAAUCCUGUCCAUCAUCCUGUGGACCAAUGAGAACUAUGAUGUCGCUGACCUUCAGAUCACCGGUGCUGCUAUCUGGAUAAACCCUGGCGUGGGGAUCCUUACAAUCAUCGCUCUCUGGCCUGUUGCCAUUAUGUUCAUGCAUGUGCGCAACACAUUACGCAGCCUGAAAAUCAUUCCUAAGUAUGCCAUGUAUCAGUUGGUGCUAAUACUCAGUCAGUUGCAGUCUGCCAUCAUUAAUAUUCUGGCCAUGAAUGGAACCAUCGCCUGCUCCCCACCGUACUCCUCCCAGGCCAGGGGCUACUUGAUGAGUCAGCAGCUUCUGAUUUUAGAGAUGUUCAUCAUCACGCUCGUAACUCGGCUGUUGUACCGUCGUGAGUAUGAUCCCAUACCGGAUGAAGAGAGCGAUGAGGAGAAAAAGAUGGUUGUUCAUUCUGAAAGUCCAGCAACAACAGCAUGAAAAGAAGAAGUGGCUACUGUAAAUGUUACAUAAGUGGGUGAAGUGCUUUCAGGGCUAAUUCGCAGCACUACAGUGAACCACAGUGUUUGUCACCAAAUAAAUCGCAUAUUUUGUGCUUUUAAACUGUAUUCAUGUAUUUAUCCAUGAGUGUUUCUAGCAUCAGUGAUGUAAAACCUUUGAUACUCUUAUUUUCUGUUUUGGUCAGUUAAGUAAUUUCUUCUGUAUUAUCUCUCUGAUCAGGUAUGUCUGUAGCUUGUUAAAGUGUUUAGGGUAUGUGACCAUGACCCUGCACAUUAUAUACAUGUAAUGUUUUACCAAUAAUGCUACAAUGUUUGAUAUGUAUUAAUUCCAAAUGCUAUAUAAUAAAACAAUUCAGAAUUUGUAACUGGCUUACAUCCUUAAGAUAAUAAGACAAUACAAAUGCUGGCCGAUAUGUUAUCCUGAAAUGUUGAUUGUAUACGAGAUUUCCAAUGUUUCACCACAUUCAUCGGUUAUUUACUAAUAUGCAAAUUUCACUAAGAUUCUCAGUUGAAGAAAAUGUGAAACUUGCAUUACUGAAGCUCUCUUCCUACACAGAAAACAAAUAUACAGGCUUGAAUUUUUUAAUAAAUGAAAUGCAUUUUUAAAUACAUUUCAAAUGUAGUUUUUUUUAUUCACAAAUUGUAUUUUAAACAACUGCAGUAUGUUACGGAUUUUUUUUUCAUAUAUUUUCAAAUGUAUUUAUAAAUGCAUUUAUAAAUCUUACUUUUCCAUAUGGGAAUAGCUGUUAACAUAGUUCGUGUCAUAACUAAGAACAGUAGCAAGCUUAUGAAUCAACACUGGGAAAGAGGGAUGGAGUGAUAUACAAGAAAUACAUGAUAGUCAGAAGUAAAAGGAAAACACUGUAAAAAAAAUGUAAUAUAAAUAAAUUGUCUUUCAAAUAA